Molecule: messenger RNA, 6182 nt
Organism: Cryptotermes secundus
Lineage: Eukaryota; Metazoa; Arthropoda; Insecta; Blattodea; Kalotermitidae
Gene: wnd
Product: mitogen-activated protein kinase kinase kinase 12
Exons: 13
Coding region: 498-3308 (936 amino acids)
Biological process (GO): JNK cascade; protein phosphorylation
Molecular function (GO): JUN kinase kinase kinase activity; ATP binding
Source: RefSeq, a predicted model, not a curated record
AGUCACUUCAUUGGUCGCGCGAUUGUCGUCCGGAAGCACGUUUUUCUACAACAUAUUAUUAAAUGAUGGUUAUUAUAUUAUAAUCUCAGGUUUUGUAUGAUGUAUUUUCGAAGCUGUAAAUUUUACUCCCACGUUCUUUCUUAGGUUAGUCCCCACCAUCUCUUACCCCACCCCUCAUGACGUAAUCGUGGUAUACAUCGACCGCGACCAACAGCGAGCACCCGCGCUCUUCUACCUGUCCGCCAUGUUGCAUUCCUACUAUGUCAGGGGAGGGGGGAGUUGACGUUUUGUAAGGGUGUAAAGCACUUUGUGACAAGAUGCGAGCGCGUGAACGGUGGUUAGCGUGUGGAAGGGUUGGCCUUACGAUACAGUAUUUGAAGAAGUGUUCUUUGUGCUGCUGAUGUGUGUCGAGAUUUACAGUGUUAUUCGGAUGUUCCCAGCACACAGUUCAUUAUCCAAGUGGGGUCACUUGAAGCUGCCCAUUCACAAUUAGGAUAAUGCACACGCCCGUGGGGACAAUGGAAUGUCCUCAGCAGGCGCAAGAUGACGGCACCGGCAGAGAUGACCAAGACAACUUUACGAACAGCAUAUUGUGCAUCAAAGAGGAAUUGGGGCAGUUGAGCCUCCAGUCUUCUUCACCCAAAGAGGAGCCUCCUCCAGAAGAGCCAUGUGAUGAUGAUGAUCAUGAUGACUCUACCAAGCAGUCUCCCUCCAGUCCUGGUGUCAGUGUUGACUAUCAGAACCCAUCAGCAGCUCAACAUGCUGGCUGGAUUGAUGGUCUCUUGGGCUGUCUUCGGCCAGUUUGGACCAUCAUCGGCAAGGCAGCUGCCAAUGAAAUCAAAGGACGUCAAGAUGACUGGGAGAUACCAUUUGAGACUAUCAGUGACCUGAAGUGGCUGGGUUCUGGGGCCCAAGGUGCCGUCUUCAGUGGCAAGCUUAAAGGAGAAGUGGUUGCUGUAAAGAAAGUGAGGGAGCAGAAGGAGACUGACAUUCGGAAUCUCAGGAAACUCAAUCACCCCAACAUUGUGCAGUUCAAGGGUGUGUGCACCCAAGCCCCUUGCUACUGCAUCAUCAUGGAAUACUGUCCAUAUGGCCCAUUAUACAAUCUACUCAAGGACGGUGAGGAAGUUCCACCACUGCGGCUUGUCAAUUGGGCAAAACAGAUUGCGUCUGGAAUGCACUACCUACACUCUCACAAGAUUAUUCAUCGUGAUCUCAAGAGCCCAAAUGUUCUAAUUGGUCGUGGAGAGAUUGUGAAAAUAAGUGAUUUUGGUACAAGUCGAGAAUGGAAUGAGAUUAGUAUCAAAAUGACCUUUGCGGGAACCGUAGCAUGGAUGGCUCCUGAAAUUAUACGUAAUGAACCAUGCUCAGAGAAAGUAGAUAUAUGGUCAUAUGGUGUUGUGCUGUGGGAACUCUUGACUUGUGAAACACCAUACAAAGAUGUAGAUUCUUCAGCCAUUAUGUUUGGAGUAGGGAAUUAUUCCCUGCAUCUUCCAAUCCCCACAACAUGUCCAGAAGGUUUCCGCUUGCUGGUAAAACAAUGUUGGAAUGCUAAGCCUCGAAACAGGCCUUCAUUCAAGAACAUCCUUAUCCACUUGGACAUCGCAGCUGUAGAAGUUCUGAACAAGUCACCUGAAGACUACCUCAGAACACAGGCAACAUGGAAACAGGAAAUAAGAUUACACAUGCAGCAGAUGCAGUCAAAUGGAACCCAUCUGCCAAAGUAUGAAGAAGACAUCAUUAAGAAGAGAAAUGAUGAACUGAAACAUGCUCAAGAUAUCAGGGAGCACUAUGAGCACAACUUAGACCGUGUCAAUGACAUGUACAUGGAGAUGAUAACGCGGUUACUGCAGGUAGAUCAGCAGAAACAGGAGCUAAUGGUGAAGUUACUUCAAGUGGAACAGCGAGAACAGGUGCUGAAAGUGAAGCAACGGCAGCUAGAGAAGUGGGAGCAGGAAUUACUCAAACGAGAGAAGAAGGUUGGAAUAAAGCACUCACUGCUGAAAGCUCAGAAGCAGUUGUGCAAGCACAACUCAUCUAGCAAUCGUUCCACCCCUACUUCACCUGAGAUGCAAACUAGUCCAGAGUCACCACAGAACUGGGCACAUGGGAACCCCAUCAUGGCAGCUUUAGUAUGCAACAGUGCAUCACAGCAGCCAGAGUCCAUAAUCACGACUACUGGAGGGGCAUCCUAUGAACAUCUUUUGAAACAACGUAGAUGUAGGCAGAGAAGUAGCUUCACAAAAUCCAGUCCAAAUCAAGACAAAAAGAAUGAGGCUAGUUCCAAACUGCAGAAUUUGGUGGAUGGGGAGACGCAGACUGAAAUGAUGGACAUCAGUGAAACUGACGCAAGUCCUAAUCCCUACUUUGCUGGCCGUCAGUUUAAUGUGACUGUGUCCCAGGCAGGCAUUGUGAAAGAGGUGGAGGAACGCAAAGUGAUUGAUAUAUCCCCAGGAACAGAGAGCUUGAAUGGGAAUAGCCUAAAGUGUGAUGAGGCUGAACUGCGGCUACGGCCUGACCCCUCGCUUGAUUCUGAACCAAAUAGCAAUUUAAGACUGUCUAUUCGUGAAAGUGAUGAUGAACAUUUGGAAAGCCUUGGAAGGAAAGUGAAUGAAAUAUUAAAUGGAAAUAGAGCAUCAGCACCACCUGCAAUUGAAACAACUGCCAAUAAUGGGAACCCUGAUGAUGUUAUUUCAAUACUAACAGGAUUAAAUCAUAGGGAGGGCCUUUGUAGUGAUGAAGAACUAGCCAGGAAAAUUGCGGCAGUUGGUAGAGGUGACCAGGAGCUGUCAGCCCAGUAUCGGGCUGUUAUUGUUUCUGCAGAUUCAGUUCGUUCAGUUUCAAAAUUGAGGCUGAGACAGGGAGAUAGUUCUGAAACCCUAGACUCUCAGGACUCAAGAGAUGAUAUGUGUGAAAGCUGGUCAGAUGAGGAAGAAGGAGAGUACCCAGUAGACAGCUGUGUACUUCACAGAGGAAGCUUUGCUCGGCGGCCUGUUGCACCACGAUGCAGGGUACGUCGACUGAAGAAAUCUGUAGCUGUCACAACUGAUGCUGCUGGGUCUGACGAAGAAAAUACUCCAGACUAUAGUCAUCCUCCUUCUAGUCAGUGCUCCACUCUGGAGAGCAACCCAGAUCUGCCUCAGAUGGUGCAAAGGCUAGGGCCUUUGGCAAAGAAAAGACCACAUUGUGACACCAAGGAAAAACAUGGAACUUCAACAGGCAGUUCAGACUCUGAAUCAGACGAUGUCAGUGAAAUGACUGUUGCAACUCAGCUUGGGAAAUCCCCGAAACUGGAAACUGUAGUAUGAUGAACAUGGACAUCUGGAUUUCAUUUGUAGUGAUAAUGACUUUGUUACGCAUAUGUAAGCCUUGUACAAUCGUUAGGCAUAUGGUUGAAUUGCCUCAACAGUAAUACAUAUGCAUAUAUUUUUAAAACACAAAUAUGAAGGAAUGAUGUUCCUGUGUGUUUAUUGUAGAGAGUUUUGUGGUAAAAAUUUUUACUGAAUAUUUAUGAUCAGUAUGGAGCAUUGAAAACCAGAUGCAAAUUGAAUGAUAAUAGCUGACACCACAGAGUGUCUUGCAACGAUUUAUUAAAGUAUGAGCAAGUGCAUUCAUUGCGUGUGAUUAAGGAAAUUCUGUGAAUGAUAAUGCUAAUAUUAAAGUAUGUUAAAGGGGUAUGUGCGAGGAACAAGCAAUAUUACAUUAUUCUAAUGGAAAGUAUAUAGUCAUCCAUGUGUUAAAGCAAAAUAUAUUUUGAAAAGCAAAUCCAAAUGCAGAUGUAAUUUGGAUUUUGAUAUAGGCACAAUUAGUCUCUAAAGUGUAACUGUCAUCCCCAGAUUUAGCAGGACUUAAACUUCAAAUUGGAGUGAUCUCACAUGGGUUGUGAAAAUCAACAUUCCUUGAACCGUUAUAUGCAACACAACAUUUGCAGUAGCUGUAUUAGUUUCUCCUCAGAUAACAUGUCUGUAGAGUGGAGAGUUUCAUACUAGUGCUAGUGGAGAAAUGCAAGUGGUUAGUUGUGCAUUUCUUCUGUAUGAGAUUUCACCAUCACAUACAGUUUAUUAUGUCUGCAUGAUCAUGAUAUAUUAACAGUUGGUGCAAUAUAACUACCAACAUGGUGGAGAGAAACUAGGUCAGUCAUUGGUUGUUAACCUGUAAAAGCCAUUCCCUCAUAAUGUCAUAUUUUGUUAUAAUUUAUUUUUUAUGAUUUUGUAUUUUAAGGGUAAAACUUCUAAAUGAAAGAGAAAGAAUUUUAUAAUAGUGAACUUAGACUUGUUAUUGAUUAGUGGCUGAUACUUGUAGCGCAGCACCGCAUUAAUUUGCUCGCCAGGAUUGUAUAUUGAAGGUCAAUUAUGUCUUCAUAAUGCUAUGAAUGUGAGAUUUAUGAUUGUAAAGACUUGUAAAACCAUUACCAUGACAGCCUAAACACUGUGCAAUUUUUUUUAGAAGUGUAUGUAUAGUGUUAUUUAUUUUUUCAGAACAUUAAUAACGAAGGCAUUUGGGAUUAAUGCACAAUCACUAAAUACAGUUUCUGAGAGUCAUGCAUUUAAAUGAGUUCAGAUUAUUUAAAUGGGAUCUGACAUCAUUUAUGUUAUAGUUAUUAUGAUAAACAUGUUGAUACCUGUUUUUACUAUGUUGUUAGACUGUGCUAGGCAGUGAAAUUGGAUGACAAGUACAAUUUUUACUUAUAUGUCCUUGGUACGAAACCCGUUUCCUAUGCAUGUUACUGGAAGGAUGGUCAUUAUAGCUUUUCUUAAUGACAGAAUUUUGUGUAUAUAGAUUUCUUUACAGCAGUCUUCAGUACAAGUUUCACUGUAUUCAUAUGAUAUCUGAAAGUUCAUACUAUUCUAUGUACCUGCCUUUGAAAAUUUUGUGUCAUUUUUGACAGAAAGGAGCAGAGUCUGACAGUUUUGUAAAUAGAUUAAGGGGAAAGCUCUGAAAGCAAGUAAUUUCAUGUAUUUCUUAUGAUUUUUAUUAGGGAGAGUGAGCAUAAGGUAAAAUGUAUGGUUCCCUCACCUCUUCAUGCUGUCUUGCUAAAUGGAUAGAUUUUAUUAUUAGAAUAAAAUGAUUGAGACGAGAGCAGUGAAUUUGACUGCUGGAGCUCUCCUGUUAGACGAACAUUAAAAUUGGCCUACUUCAUCACUUGUGAAUUUUAACUGAAUAAUAUAUUAACCAUAUUUACCAUAAAGUAAUUUUAAUCCUUCAAAGACUGAAUUUCUCCAAAAUAGUAUACAAUAAUUCAGUUUGUACCUCACAUGGAACACAUCUCCACUACAAUGUCAAAUAGUUACUGCUGUUUAGGGAAACAAUUGAUAUGUACUGUGAGAACUACUUGGAUCACACAAAUCCAUACUGUGUGUAGAAUGCUGUGUUCUAGUAUGUUAAAGCAGGCAGUGCAUAUAAAACCACUGGGCUUUAGAGCGUUAAUAUAGUGAACUUGUACGUGUGCAAGUGGUAAGUUCAGUGUGCUCGACAGCAGAUCACUUUUUCAGACCGCAUACUGAAUUGGGAUUAUAUGACAUUCUGGGGUUAACUGCAGUUCAUUUACUGUGAAGUAGUAGAUGUGAUACAAUGUGGAAAAUUGAUUUGUCCUAUGGUAGUAAAGGUAUAGGCAUGGCCAUAAGAGAACAGUUGAUGGUCCAUGAAUCUUAACACUGGGAACAACUGAGAACAUCGUGCUUUAAAACCCAUUCAGAAGUUUUUCUUACAGUCUUGUCAAUACAAAGCUUGUAUAUUUCAUUACCUGUCAUAUGAAACAAAGAAAUGUAUGUUUUAUGUGUAAGAUGGUCUGUGUAUGACAGUUAAGAGAUGGUGUGAUGCAGCUCCUUGUCAGUAUUAUACUCAGUAGUAGAUGCCUUCACAUUCAUUAAAGAGGUGACUAUCCCUGUACAAAUACAAGGUCUGAUCAAACAGUAUUGAAACUGAGUUCAUAUCUUGGAUAAAUUGCACUGUAUAGGGAGAUGGCUGUGAAUAAUGUGUCUAUACAUGUUGCAGCAUGUACAGGUGUUUAGUUGGUGGUUAUUUGGAUUAUGUCACUGUGUAGUUUUGUAGGUGGUUGUAAAUGUUUUGGAGGAAUAUUCUGCUUCCAUCUUCAUCUUCACCUUCACCUACUCCCUGAAGAUGCAGGUAUCGGAUUCCUUCAAAAUGGAAAGCAACUAAAAUAAAAAUGUCUUGUAUAGUAA